UCAGUCAUUCCAAAAUCACCUCUCUCCUCUGUAAUAUAGUCGUUUGUUAAUCUCUGGCUGCAACUGAUUCACUGGGCUCUCCUCUCUUCUCUAUCACAGAAAAUGGCUCUGCAGUCAGCCGCACUCUCUCCUCGCUCCGUCGGCGCAUCCACAUCGCUACCCUGCGCCGCCAAGUACCCGAUCAUUUGCUCCUCCUCUGCUUCGAGUUCGAGCUGCUUCCUUUCGCAGAGGAAGAAUGCGGCUGCGGUUGGAAUUGGAUUGAGUAAGAGGAAGAUGGGCUCCUGGGGGUGUACGGUAAGGUCGAACUUGGACACUGUCGGUCCCACUGUGAAUGUGGGCCAAGUCACGGAGGUCGACAAGGACACCUUCUGGCCCAUAGUCAAGGCCGCCGGCGACAAGACCGUCGUCCUCGACAUGUAUACCCAAUGGUGUGGACCUUGCAAAGUGAUAGCUCCAAAAUUUCAAGAAUUGUCCAAGAAGUAUCUUGAUGUCGUAUUUUUAAAGCUUGAUUGUAGCCAAGAAAAUAAGCCAUUGGCGAAGGAGCUUGGGAUAAGGGUGGUGCCAACUUUCAAGAUUUUGAAGGACAACAAGGUUGUAAAAGAGGUGAAGGGGGCCAAAUUCGACGAUUUAGUUGUUGCUAUAGACGCUGUUAGAUCGAGCUAAACCCUUUAAUUUUUCUCCGUGAGAUGUUAAUAACGUAAAGAAAAACGUCCGCCGGAGCUGAUUACUGUACUUGUAUGUAUCCAUGGGACGCUUUCUUUGCAAUUGCAGUUGAAAUUUGAAUGAAGAAAUGUAAGCAGGUCCGUAUGCCUUCAUAGAAA
This is a messenger RNA of Malus domestica (apple), 821 nucleotides long. Its product is annotated as thioredoxin F-type, chloroplastic-like. Gene Ontology annotation, molecular function: protein-disulfide reductase activity. Gene Ontology annotation, cellular component: cytosol. The record is from RefSeq and is a predicted model, not a curated record. NCBI's taxonomy places the organism in Eukaryota, Viridiplantae, Streptophyta, Magnoliopsida, Rosales, Rosaceae.